Boeremia exigua is the source of this 1080-nucleotide messenger RNA. Its product is annotated as Spherulation-specific family 4. The transcript is spliced from 2 exons. The record is from RefSeq and is a predicted model, not a curated record. The coding region runs from base 298 to 1011 and encodes 237 amino acids. Lineage: Eukaryota; Fungi; Ascomycota; Dothideomycetes; Pleosporales; Didymellaceae.
CCGGUUGCGACGCGUGUAGAUGGUUGAGAUUCAGCCGGUUCCACUCCCGCCAUCCACUACCCACAAAGCACCUUCCCGAUGGGCUCGGUCUAAGAACCUUUGAUCAGCUGCCAGUCAUCGCUAACGGAUGGUUCUGCGCAGGAGGUUGAAAAAAAUCUCACUAAUUUGAAGCACUCUCUUGGCCUGCACCGUCACCUGUCAAAAUGGUACAAUACGCCAACUUCCUCUUUCCACUCUAUGUGUAUCCAAUCGACAAUGCUUGGGAGCCGUUGACCUCUGCGGCUGCGCAGUAUCCCGAUGGCGAAUGGUUGCCCGAACAAAGAUUAUGUCGAGGGCAUUGCUUCCCUCAACAAAUUCGCCAAUAUUGAUACGAUGGGUUAUGUGCACACCGCCAACAGGUGGGACUGCGGCUCGUCGGGGAAAGAUAUCUGCUUUUGCACGGCACCAGUCGAUGACGUGAAAGCAAACAUCACUACUUAUGCAAGCUGGGGGACCAAAGGGUGUGAAGGCUGGAGCACACCAAACCCUGAUAUCCACAUCGACAGCAUCUUCAUCGACGAGGCACCUGGCCAGGAUGGUGGCAGCUGCCUCAGCUACAUGGCUGACCUCACGAGCCACUCAAAGUCCUCUUUGACGACUGCUUCGGGUGGCGAGGUUCUUUUCAACGCUGGUGCAGCGACUGAGCUGUCAUACUUCGAUGUCGCCGAUGUCAUUAUCCUUCUCGAGGACACCCAAGCUGCAUAUGAGGCUAUACCCGACAUUGGCGUGCGCAAUGGAAACGGGAAGUACUACAAGAAGUCUUCAAUCAUCAUUCACUCGGCUAGCAACGCCACAGACAAGAUUCAGAGGGACACAAGUACUAUACUGGGACUUGAUCGCGAUGCGUUCCACAGCCUGUUUUACACUGAUCGAUCGACUGAUCAGUAUGCAAACUUUCCCUACGAUUGGGCUGAGAUCAUCAAGGAGGUCAAUGCAGUUGCGCAGGCGAAUAAGGCUAUCCUAGGAGCUUGAUAAAAUGCAGGCCUCAGGAUGUACCAUGUUCAUGUGACUGAUACGAGCGGGAAGGGUAGACUAGCAACA